AUGCGCGAGGUAGAUCAGGAAACUGGAGAGGAUCUGAACCCCCGGAAGGAAUCGGACUCAACGUCACCGCAAGAGAAAGCUGGCCCCAAAUUACGCGAUGUGGAUGAAGCGGACGUGGAUGGAGUACGUAAUCCCGACCGUCCCGAUGCUGGCUCUACCUCGGGCUUAUUGUUUGGUCGACGAAAGGAAACCAACCUAGAUGAAGACCUAGAAUCUGGCCCCAAAAGAAAAGUUCAGCGGAUAAGCAGCCCCGAGCGUUGGGAGCUGAAACAGAUGAUGUCAGCUGGUGUAGUUGAAAAAACUGAGCUCCCGGAUUUUGACGAGGAAACCGGGCUUCUACCCAGGGAAGACGAAGAAUCUGACGAGGAUAUUGAGAUCGAAUUAGUGGAAGAAGAGCCUCCAUUUUUGAAAGGGCACGGGCGUCACGCCAUGGAUUUGUCUCCAGUGCGGAUCGUUAAGAAUCCUGACGGAUCUCUCCAACAGGCUGCGAUGAUGCGCCAGGCAUUGCAGAAGGAGCGCCGUGAAAUGAAACAACAGGAACGUCAAAGUCAAAUGGUAGCCGAACGUGAGGCUGCCCCUGAACGUAUGGGGAAGGACUGGCAUGACCCCAUGGCAAAUACAAUGGAUAUUAAGCCACAAUAUGGUGGUCCUCGUGGCUCUGAUCAAUUCAAGGACGUUCCAGAGUGGAAGCGCGCUGUACAAGGUGGAACACGAACAGGCGCUGUUGGCAAAAAAAUCGUUCGUUCGAUUUUGGAACAGCGUCAGAGCUUACCGAUCUUCAAGCUGAAAGAUGAGCUGCUUAGCGUGAGUCUAGCUCUGCGGAAUAUUUCUCUUAACUGUUGCAUUCUUAUUGGCAUACAUCUGUACUUCACCUUUUGCAACAUUUAUGGUGUCGUGUGGAGUCUCGAAUGCCGCUUUGCUUCUCUCGCCACCCUCUGA
Messenger RNA from Dicrocoelium dendriticum, 939 nucleotides. Lineage: Eukaryota; Metazoa; Platyhelminthes; Trematoda; Plagiorchiida; Dicrocoeliidae. The record is from the annotation of a GenBank genome assembly.